Stylophora pistillata is the source of this 3098-nucleotide messenger RNA. RefSeq lists its product as uncharacterized. Gene Ontology annotation, biological process: protein phosphorylation; G protein-coupled receptor signaling pathway. Gene Ontology annotation, cellular component: membrane. Gene Ontology annotation, molecular function: G protein-coupled receptor activity; protein kinase activity; protein binding. NCBI's taxonomy places the organism in Eukaryota, Metazoa, Cnidaria, Anthozoa, Scleractinia, Pocilloporidae. The record is from RefSeq and is a predicted model, not a curated record.
AACAGAUACUUGGACAACAAUAGACUCACUAAUGUACCUCCAGAUGCUUUUAACGACCUGACUAGCCUCAAGUAUCUGAAACUAGACCGUUUCAUCCUUUGUUGCUACGCUAAGAAAUCAGUCGAAGGAGUUACCUGUGAUUCUCCAGCUGAUGAGUUCUCGAGCUGUGACGACCUGAUGAAGAACAAAACGCUUCAGAUCUGCAUUUGGAUUCUGGGAAUCCUCGCCUUCCUUGGCAACCUUCUGGUUAUAAUAUGGCGGAUCAUUGAUAAAGAAGAGAACAGCGUUCAUUCGUUCUUCCUGACAAAUCUUGCCGUAGCUGACAUGUUUAUGGGUGUCUAUCUUUUGACAAUAGCAAUUGUGGACGCGAGAUGGCAUGGUGAAUAUUUUAAGCAUGACAUGAAAUGGAGGGCAGGUAUAGGCUGUCAAAUUAUUGGAGUUCUAUCCAUGCUCUCUAGCGAGGUGUCUGUGCUGAUUUUGACAGUCAUCACCAUCGACAGAUUAAUCUGUAUCGUCUUCCCUUUCAAGUUCAUGCGUCUUACUUACAAGUCUGCCGUAUCCACCUGCGCAGCAGUGUGGAUACUUGGCAUAGUCAUCUCCGUGAUUCCCAUCACUGGAAUAAAAUAUUUUUACGAUGAAAGUGGUGAUUUCGGUUUUUACAGUCGCUCAGCUGUUUGCCUUCCUCUUCAACUAUCCGAAGAAACACCUGCCGGCUGGGAAUAUUCCCUGAGCUUUUUCAUCGGCUUAAACUUCGUUUCUUUCACGUUUAUCUUGGUGGCGUAUGUCUUAAUGUUCUGGACGGUUAAGCGUGCUGCCCGCGCUGUUCGGUCGACGAGUAUGAACAAAGAAUCUGCAAUGGCCAAGCGACUUAUUUUUAUAGUGAUGACAGACUUCUGCUGCUGGAUGCCUAUAAUUAUUAUCAGCAUUUUGUCUCUGACAGGAAAUUUUUAUGAUCCGCACAAAAUUGCCUUCGUGUGGAUCGCAGUGUUUGUUCUUCCGUUAAACUCUUCCCUUAAUCCAAUCCUGUAUACAUUUUCUACCGAGAGAACGAAACGAAGUUUAUCCAGAAAGAGGAAAAAUAUCACUGGUAUGGUUAUGAAGACCUUGAAUAGUCGCGCUGGAGGUGGAUCGAAAAAUAAUCAAUCUACUAUGGACUACUUGAGAACGUAUGCUGAAAACACUUUGGUCUCCACUGCCGAUUCCAGUCCCCAGCCGGUUAUAAGAGUUGUGGAAAAACGGAAACAAAAAAGUAAACAAGUGAACACUAAAUUAAAGCUGAUCGAAGUAGUGGAUAUCUUUAAAGAUGACACUGCAGGGAAGCGUUCAACUGGUUACGUCACCGCUUGGUGCGAGGAAGAAGGAGUACUUGGCAUGGUAUUACUGAAGUACUUCGGAAAGGAAAUGAAGGAAGACUGGACUCGAGAGAUCGAUUUAGUACAAGACCUAUCUAGUAACGAAGAUCCGCAUGACAAUCUUCUUCAUUAUCGCUGGCACUCUAAAGCGUCUGAACAGAGCAUUGAAUAUGGAAAUAAGAAGAUCCAUGAGAUACAAGGAAGUAGUUGGCUCAUUUGUUACGAUUUUGAGUCGAGCUCCACUUUGGAAGAUUUUCUUUCGGAGAAAGGAAUUGUUAUCGACUUCGACCCAGUAUGCGCUGUAGCUUGUGACGUCAUCAGCGCCAUAGAACGUCUGCUGGAUUAUGAGAUGGCUCAUAACAACAUCACAACUGGCAACAUUUUGAUCAGCCAAUGUUCAAGAGUACCUCCGAUCAAAGCCGUUUUGGGUGGAUUCUCUCAAGCGUCUACCGUGAAUGGUGCAGGUGCGUUCAUAAACUCGGCUGUCGACGAUCAGAGUUGCCAUGGCCAAGACAUUGAGCAGUUUGGACAUUUGCUUGCUACCUUAUUAGGACACUGCCAUGGCUCCAGUGAAUACGUUAAGUUGCAUGAGAUUAUGAACCUGUGUUUCGAGGAUACCGAGAAGAGGCCUAAAGCAAGUUACAUCCGCGAUUUAUUGGAAGAAACUUGGUGCGCUGAGGGAGUUUGGGAUACAUACCUAUGAGGAAACUAAAAAAAACAUUCGAAAUUGGUUGCUUCAUCACAUUUGGUACCGCGUUUGAAGUAGUUGCAUGAGUGAAAUCGACGAUUUUUCAGAGUAUUUGGUCAGCUUUUUUACAUUACCCUCAUUGAAACAAAAAACGUCCAUCGACUAUUUGCCGAACAUGGAAAAUUUGCUGUAUAGGUGCUCUCUAUCAUGGAUAGGUCGUCGUAGAAGCAGAAAACCACUGCCUUACGAAAUGACUACGCAACUAUCACAUUUGGUAGAUUUUAGAAAUGUUUGUCGAUUCCUUAUUUAUCAAUGAUAAUGAUAAUAAUAAUAAUAAUAAUAGUAAUAAUGAUAUUUAAACAGGAAGCUCUCUCUCACCCGUAGGUGAUCUACAGAGACGUCCUGAUCCAAAAUAACAUUAAAUUGUUAAAAGUAAGUACACAAAUUGCAGAUAUUAAAAGAGUACAAAAGUAUGCUAUAGAUUAGAAGAUUUGAAAAAUUAUUUCUAAACUGACAUAUAGUGCCAGGGUUCUUCAAGUCACUGUCCAAGGCAUUCCAGUCUUUGAAGGCAUGAUAAGAGGUUCUUUGUUUACCCCUGUUCCGUUUUAUUGAUGGAAGUCCCAGAUGAUCUUUGCAACUAGUGUUGUAUCUACGUACUUCGCUGUUUCUAGAUAAUGUACUUCCAUUCGCGCAUUUAUAAACAUAUAAACAGCGAUGGAAGUGCCUGCUGUUUUUUAAAUUCAACCAGCCGAACUGAUUGAGAGCAUGGGUUGCAGAAGAGUACAAUGGUUUAUCUAGAGUUUUCUGUAAGAUAGAUGAGGUAAAAUGCGCGCUAUUGACCAUGUUGCGUGUAAACUAUGACCAUAGUGCGUGUAAACUUAAAGCUAUUCUAGAAAAGCAGUAAACCAAACCUUUAUAAGUUUACCUUCAGUUGAUAAUAACCCAUUUUGAGUCGAUUUUGGGAAAAGGCGAAAAACAUUUUUUGAUCAGUUGCCUUUUGCUUGUGAUGUGAAAGGGUACUUUGCAUGGGUUGUUCUGCUGGUAAACGAAAUGAAAGU